AUGUCUAAGCUUUUAAUCAACCUAAUUUUGGGAAUAACUCUAUGUAUUGUAACUUCUCUAAAUUCUGGAAAUUUGUCUAAUUCUAGUGAUUUAUCGGCUUGUUCAUUCAUUAAGUUGGAUACUGAAGGAAUGUCAAAUAAUUCAGGUAAUGAAAAUCCUCUACUCCAACGACUUUUGCAACUUCAAGAUGAAUAUCUACAACAUUGUCAACAUAGUCAUGGACAUUUAACAAAGAGAUGUUUAAGUCUUCAAGCUAGAAUAGAGAAUUUAGAAAAACAAUUAACUAAUACAAGAUAA
Molecule: messenger RNA, 297 nt
Organism: Cryptosporidium muris RN66
Lineage: Eukaryota; Apicomplexa; Conoidasida; Eucoccidiorida; Cryptosporidiidae
Exons: 1
Coding region: 1-297 (98 amino acids)
Source: RefSeq, a predicted model, not a curated record